Messenger RNA from Amorphotheca resinae ATCC 22711, 821 nucleotides. RefSeq lists its product as hypothetical. Gene Ontology annotation, biological process: rRNA processing. Gene Ontology annotation, cellular component: small-subunit processome; small ribosomal subunit; Mpp10 complex. The transcript is spliced from 2 exons. Gene Ontology annotation, molecular function: snoRNA binding; rRNA binding; structural constituent of ribosome. NCBI's taxonomy places the organism in Eukaryota, Fungi, Ascomycota, Leotiomycetes, Helotiales, Amorphothecaceae. The record is from RefSeq and is a predicted model, not a curated record. Bases 27 to 584 code for a protein of 185 amino acids.
AAAGAAAGCAAAGAAAGCAAGCAAAGAUGGUCCGCAAACUCAAGCAUCAUGAACAGAAGCUCCUCCGAAAGGUUGAUUUCACAACCUAUAAAGAGGACAAUGGCCACCGGGACGCGGCCGUGAUCCGCAGAUAUGCGAUCCAGAAACCAAGCGACUAUCAGAAAUAUAACAGGCUUUGCGGAUCACUCAGACAACUCGCGCACCGCCUGGCCGCCCUGCCCCCCGACUCCCCUUUCCGCCUCAAACACGAGUCCCUCUUGCUCUCCAAGCUGCACGACAUGGGCAUCCUUCCCUCCACCGCGAGCGCCAAACUCUCCGAGGUCGAGAGGUCCGUCACUGUGUCCGCAUUCUGCCGCCGUCGGUUGCCCGUCGUCAUGACACGCCUCCGCAUGGCCGAAACGGUGCAGGCCGCCACGAAACUUAUCGAGCAGGGCCAUGUCAGGGUCGGCACGGAGCCCGUCACCGAUACCGCAUUCCUCGUUACAAGGGGCAUGGAGGACUUUGUGACGUGGGUUGAUGGCUCGAAGAUCAAGAGGAAUAUCCUGAGGUACAGGGAGAAGCUGGAUGACUUUGAUUUGCUGUGAUGGGCUUGACCACUGGAUUGGGCCGCGCCGGUAUUUUGGGUUUGGAAUUGCAUUGCUGGGCGUCGGGUGGAUAAAAUGGGGCAUUUGGAAGGGAGGAGUUCUGAAUAAUUUGAAGAGCACUUGUUUUGCUCCGCUAUGAAGUACAUACGAUACCAAAUCACCAUAAGCAAGUGCCGAAUCUAGCUUUUUGAUUUACUUCUUGAUAUACACGUACGUUUAGACCCGAAUUUUGAAAUG